Capsicum annuum is the source of this 914-nucleotide messenger RNA. RefSeq names its product calmodulin-like protein 3. The transcript has a single exon. Gene Ontology annotation, molecular function: calcium ion binding. The record is from RefSeq and is a predicted model, not a curated record. NCBI's taxonomy places the organism in Eukaryota, Viridiplantae, Streptophyta, Magnoliopsida, Solanales, Solanaceae. Bases 175 to 789 code for a protein of 204 amino acids.
CCUCUCGACCAUUCACUCAACACUUGAAAGAAUAAGAAUAAGAAGAAACUAGUUUCUUUCUUCUGUUUCUCUGUUUCCCUUAUUGUAACAACGAGGGAAGGGAAGAGAAAUUAGAAAAAGUUUUUGUUCAUUUUUGAAUCACAAGAAGCUUCCAUUACGCAAUUUCAAAGCCCAAUGGCAGCUUCUUCCUAUCUCAAUCGUUUUUCAAUCAAGAAAUUACCAGUUACUACCACCGUUCCUCUCCCUCUCGUCAUUCAUGGCUUAGUUGGCUUCGUUUUAUUGUACAUAAUUUUAGAUUGGGGUAGAAAAUUUCUCAAUUUUUUAUCCCAUUCGCAAAAAUCCAAGCAUGGUUCCUCAGAAAAAGGCAAGCAUAUAUCACAUAAUGUGCCUUAUCUGUUAGUUGAUGGACAUUUAUGCAGAGAUGAGGUAGAAACAACAAUGAGUAAACUUGGAAUUUUUUGUAACCCUGAAGGUGAAAAACUUCAUCAUGAGUGGUUAGAUUCGGACAAUUUUACUGACUUGUUUGAAGCGGAAAAAGAAAAAGAAGAAUAUGAUGAUAAUGAUGAUAAUAAUAGUAAUAAUAAUAUUAUGGAAGAAUUAGGAGAUGCAUUUAAUGUAUAUGAUGAAAACAGAGAUGGUUUCAUUGAUGAAAUGGAAUUGCAGAAAGUUUUAUUAGCACUUGGAUUAAAGGAAGCUGCAGAAUUGGAGAAUUGCAGGAAGAUGAUAUUGGCCUUUGAUCAAAAUGGAGAUGGAAAGAUCGAUUUUGCAGAAUUCGUAGAAAUGAUUUAACUUCUUUUUUUGUGUUUGUUUAACAGCAACAAAUUCAUGAGCAAUUUUAAUUGUGAGUUUAUUGUUUUUGCAAAACAAGAAAAAAUAUUACUACAAUACAAACUACAUCCCAUUCUUUUGUUGGA